AUGGCGAGACUCACUGAAGAUUCCGACUACGAUGCCGGCGAAACGACUGGAAAGGUACCACGUCCACGGUCCUACUCUAGAAAUGAUGAUGCAUAUAAUAGACUCCGGACAAGAUUGCCUCAAAGCGGUGGAUUACCUUUAUCCAUAAGCCAAGAUGGAUUUUGCAAACCGUUGGGACAAACCCAGCCUUCGCAAGCACAAUAUCAACAGCAUCAGCCUCAACAUUUUCAGCGCCCACUAGUCUCGCAGCAGUCUACAAUCAAUCAAGGCACAUCGAGUUCUACAUCUACCUCUAAUGAGGGAUGUUGCAGUAGCAGUGGUCAUAACACAAUGACUUUAGCUACUGGCGAAACGUCUGGCGGACACUGUACUAUCCAUGUGCCCUCUACCAGUAUGGCACCAAUCGGUGUUGGUAAUAGUACUAUAGAUUCUAGUGAUCUAUGUGGGCUUGAACCUGGCCUUUUUACUCCUGCUUCUCAGGCGCUUCUACCUCCCGCACCUGCUGCUCCACUACCACCCCUUCCUCCUCCCCCACACCAUCACCAUCAACUUACAGCUCUUCAACAGGCUAGCUUAUUUGCCGGGAGCCCAUAUGAUCCAGCCUAUUCCGCCAUUGGCUUGCACCACCUUACAGCCAGUGGCAACCUUGCCUGCCUGCCAUCUCCAAUGACGCAACCCCGAGGCCUUGCCAGCGCCGUUGCAGCUGCAGCGGCUGCGGCAGCUGCCUCAGCUUCUGCCGCAGAAGUUGGUGUAGCUAGUUCACAGCCAUUGUUUGCGAAACACCCAGGCCAACUCUUGGUCCCUGUAACGGGAGCUGGUGGGCUUGAGGGCAGUGGACCUUCGAGUACUCUUCGUGGCCGAUCAGGCCGGUCAGGCAGGUCGGAGGGACGAGGAAGGAGUGAAGAGGGUCUUGGAGAAGCCGGUGACACAGGCAGCCUUGAUGCAUUUGGGGUUGAUCAUCGUGGGGUGCCGGGAAAAUGGCUUUGUACCUGGCCAUACCUACUACUGGUUAUCUGCGUCUUGGCCUUCCUGCUUGCUCUUGGAUUUGCUGUUUUUUAUGCUGGUAUGCUAAGUCCUGGAAUUUAA
Protopolystoma xenopodis is the source of this 1086-nucleotide messenger RNA. NCBI's taxonomy places the organism in Eukaryota, Metazoa, Platyhelminthes, Monogenea, Polystomatidea, Polystomatidae. The record is from the annotation of a GenBank genome assembly.